GUGCACGUUGGCUGUAGUUACCGUUUGACGGACCUUUCGAGGUAGGGUGUUGCGUUAAGUAUGGCUGCCAUCCUAGGAAGAACAUCGAGGCAAGCUCUUUUAAGAGCCCAUUCGUUGUCUCACUCUUCUCAGGCCAAUUUUUUUUCAUUUAAGGGCAAACAAGGAAAGAAAUGGGUGUUUGCAUUAGUUGGAACAGCAACAGCAGGGGUUGUGGGUGUAGCAGCAGCUUUGGCCACCCCAGUGUUAGCUGAGGGCUUGCAAUUACAUGCCCCUAAGUUUCCAUGGAGCCACAAUGGCUUGCUUAAUGCCCUUGAUGCUGCUAGCGUGCGACGUGGUUACCAGGUAUACAAACAAGUGUGUGCAGCAUGUCACGGUAUGGAUUACCUCUACUACCGAAACCUGGUGGGCACAAUCAUGGAGGAGGAUGAAGCCAAAGCAGAAGCAGAAGAGAUAAUGGUUGACGAUGGCCCUGAUGAGGAGGGCAACAUGUUCAAGCGACCAGGCAAGCUGUCUGACCGCUUUCCCAACCCAUACCCUAACCCAGAAGCAGCACGAGCAGCCAAUUCAGGAGCUCUGCCCCCUGACCUGACCUACAUUGUCAGUGCCCGACAUGGAGGAGAAGACUACAUAUUUGCAUUGCUGACGGGAUAUUGUGAUCCACCUGCUGGUGUCACACUUCGAGAGGGUCUCUACUACAACCCUUACUUCCCAGGCGCUUCUAUUGCUAUGGCUAAGGCACUUUACAAUGAAGUCAUUGAGUAUGAAGAUGGAACUCCUGCCACGGCUAGUCAAUGUGCUAAAGAUGUAUGCACAUUUCUCAGAUGGGCAGCGGAGCCUGAGCAUGAUACACGCAAACAGAUGGGACUCAAGGCAGUGGCGCUGCUCUCCCUGUUGCUGGCAGUUUCCUACUAUUUCAAGCGACACAAGUGGACAGUACUAAAGAGCCGCAAAAUAGCAUUCAAGAAAUAAAUAAUUCUGCUGGUGAGUCUACCACUCAAUGUGAAGAACAAUACCAGCCAAAUUUAUCUUCAGAAGAAUUGCAGGAACACAGCGGUAGAGUUCAUUGUAGUGUAUUAACAGUGAAAGUUUGAAAUUGACAGCCUCAUUAUUUUACAUUAUGGUAUCAGUGUGAUUUUUAAGGAGUCUUUUGUAUUGGACAGUCAAUACAGCAUGGACAUGAAUAGUUGUGACUGGGGACUUUUGCUUAAUGGUUAGGUAUUUUAUUGGAGAAGCCGAUUAAAAACAAGUCUUGGCCAAAUAGAGAAUCCACAUUUCCUGCCUAGCUGGAAAGUCAAAUUCACUUGUGUUUGUAGGAAAGUAAUAGAGGCAUUAUGCAUAUCUUUCUGGCUUUGUCUGUUUCUGUUAGUUUGAAACGUUACCAUAUUUAUAUUGCUGUGUUAUCUGUCCAUGGCUGACCACACAACACAGAAAGCUUAUCUUAUGAGAGAUCGCAUUAGAGCAUUGUGUCAAGUAAGCUUGAAAAAGGAAUGUUCAUAAAAAUAUUCUGAGCUUCUUGUGAUGAUGUGCUGUGCGAUAACUGCAGUGUGUGCCUGCAAUUCAUGAUAUGGAUGAUAUAAUAGGUGUACAAAUGUUAGAAAUGGAAAGACCUCAUUGUACAAUGUGAUUAAACAUUGUGACAUGUUUCUCACCA
This is a messenger RNA of Pomacea canaliculata, 1651 nucleotides long. RefSeq names its product cytochrome c1, heme protein, mitochondrial-like. Gene Ontology annotation, biological process: mitochondrial electron transport, ubiquinol to cytochrome c. NCBI's taxonomy places the organism in Eukaryota, Metazoa, Mollusca, Gastropoda, Architaenioglossa, Ampullariidae. Gene Ontology annotation, molecular function: heme binding; electron transfer activity. The transcript is spliced from 8 exons. The record is from RefSeq and is a predicted model, not a curated record. The coding region runs from base 61 to 969 and encodes 302 amino acids.